GGCCGCCGAGGCGCCUUCCCCACGACUGUGAUCUUUGCAAAGAGCAAACGAAAGCCGCGCGGGUUUCACGGCGCCGGGCCCCAGCAAGCGCGGCCGCCGAGGGCUAGCCCGCAGCAGGCUCCCGCGCCCCGCGCCGGUGUACCCGGCAGCCUCCGGAGACGAGCGCCAGCCCCGGCGGGACGGCGGCGGGUGGGUUCGGAAGCCGAGCGGGGACCCGAGGCGGCGGGGAGCUCACCGCAAGGCUGGAGGCCGGAGGCUGCGUCCGCGGGCGCGCUAGGAGCCGAGACAGCGAGCGAGCGCUCUGCAGCGGGCGGUGGACGCGCUGAAGCAGGCACCAGCCCUGGAGAAGCUUCUGCCAGUGCUUGGAGACACGCGCUUGGACCUUGGAGAGAACAAUCAUCCCCCCCAAGUACUCAGACUCACCCCAGCAAGCCUGGCCCCAGCGCCCAGGCCCUGCGGCUCCGAGGCUCCAGCCGCGCCGCUGGCCGCUCCCCCCGUCCCUGGGACCAAGCCCAGCAUUUUACAAACCAGGCUCCAUGCUCCGGGAGUCCCCUGAGUGCCCCCUUCUCGCCCGCCCCCCACCUGUCUGAACUGAAGACACCUUUAAAACCGUUCUUGGUUUGUCUCUCUCUGCACGUGCUGGGUCCCCCACUGCAGUCCCGGAAGAGUGGGCACGGCACAAGAACACAGACCCACCCACCUCCACCGCCAAAGCUCUCCAAGACCCCGGAGCAAGCGCCCCUCUGGGGCAGCCAGCCUGUGCCCCCGUCCCAGUACCUGCUCCGUCAGCUGGCCGGCCGCCACCGGGAAACUUGCCCCAGAAGCAUCCCAGGAGGCCCUGGCCCCGGGGCCUUUCUAGUGCCCCCCACCCUCCGGCCCACACUCACACACAGGAAGCCCUGCCGGACUCGAACGCGAUGGGAUCGUGACACCGGCGCUCCUAAGGCCCUCUGUAGAGCUCAGCCCGGCCGUCUCCCCUGCUCCCCUCCCCGUUCCUCUGGCUUCCUCCACCAGGAGCUCCCCUCUGAGGACCUCAGCGCUGCUGCCCGGACUGCAGGGAGCCUGCUCUACCCACACCUGAGCCCCCAGGAAGAGAGGCCCCAGGAGCAGACCCUGAAUCCCAGAUUCCAGUUGUGUGACUCUGAACACAUCCCCAGCCCCACUGGGUCACCUCUCCUUGUGAAAGAGGGGUUGGGGGCUGCAACUGCCCAGAGCUCUAAGCACCAGAGGAGAACAGGCCCCUGUACACAGCCUGCUCUUGUACACUGGGUCCUGCCCCGGGAGGCUGGAGACACUCACCUGCAUGGGGCAGGGGCUGCGGCUGGCUGCUGGCCUCAGUUCUGAGCAGAUGGGGGUCGUCUGGGCCACAGGCCGCAGCAGCUCACCUCAGGGCUGGGAUCUCAGGCAGCUCUGGCCGACUGGGGCUCAGGCUGGGGCUCAGGCUGGGGGGCAGCCUUGGCUGGGGGCUGGGCCAGACGCGGUGUGGGGCCCUGGGGCUGGGGACUGGAGUCCCCCUCCUCUUCCUCGAGCUCAGCAGUGACUCUUCGGCCCCUGGGGAGAAGCCAAAAGAUGUUCCUAAGAUGAUCUCUUUUAAAACAAUCCUUCCCCCAAACCAGAGCCUUGGUCCCUGGCCCCUCCCCUGGCUGUUGGGUGGAGAGGCUCGCAGGUCACCUUGUCAGGGUUUGGGUGGUGGCUCCCCUUCUGUCCCUCCGUCUGCAUGGCUCUCCCUUUUUUAAGUACAGAGGAAGGAGGAAGGUGCCCACAGUUCACCCAGAGCUGGGCUUUCCAGCAGCCACGCCUGCAGAGAUGCCCGUGGGGCAGCCAGAGACCUUUCUGUUGGACGGGCUGCUCCUUCCUGGCCAGGGUGGACUUCUGCCUGGGCAUGGGGGCUGAAGGCUGCCCACAAACAGCUCGUCUGGGGGGUGACAGCACACAGUGCAGACAUCCUCCCCUCCACCCCACCCCACAACAUCCCCCCCUUGAACAGAAGCAAGGAGGGGCCGGGCACCAACCAAAGGGCACAGCUCAGCACUGAGAAGGCAGCUGAAGGUGGGGGAGGCUGGGCUUCUCUGGGGAAGGGAACCCCUUCCCCACAAAUGCAACACUGGGUGGAUGGAGGAGUCUGCGGCCCUGUGUGGAAGGAGAGAAACUUCAUGACAAAAUAACGCCCCCUGGAGAAACUGCCCUUGCCCGGCACUCAGUGCCCAGGUGGUGGGGCUGGCAGGGUCGGCGCAGGAGGCCAGCGCGCACCGUCAGGAGGGGGCCUGCUGUGGGUACCAAGGGGCUGCUUCCCUGCGUUGUCCUUCCCAGCCUCCUUUCCAGCUACUUGGGAUUCUCUGGUGGUGGUUGGGGGGUGUAGACAGUGGGGACA
Molecule: messenger RNA, 2371 nt
Organism: Camelus dromedarius (Arabian camel)
Lineage: Eukaryota; Metazoa; Chordata; Mammalia; Artiodactyla; Camelidae
Product: photoreceptor cilium actin regulator-like
Source: RefSeq, a predicted model, not a curated record